GCAAAUCUCCGCCACAUUCCAUUCCCAAUUCUCGACCUAGCCGCCUGCUCUACGCAAACACAAGCCUCAAACGUUUUCCACCGUUUUCCACUACCUUUGUCGCCGGCGAUCGCAUGGCCAGCUCAGGAUCAAGUGCCUCUAUUUUAGGUACUUUUGAUUGUACUGAGAAUGGUGGAACGAUCGAGUGUGUUAGCCCUAAAUAUGCAGAAAUAAUUGUAAUUCGUCACGGCGAAACGGAGUGGAAUACUGAUCGCAGAAUCCAGGGGCACCUGGAUGUGGACUUAAAUGAUGUUGGGCGACAGCAAGCCUUUGCAAUAUGUUGUGUGGCUGACCGGAUUUCAAAAGAGCCCAAAAUCUCUGCAGUAUAUUCUUCAGACUUAAAACGAGCAUUUUGCACUGCCGAGAUAAUAGCAGAAGGCUGUGGGGUAACUGAGGUAUGACUGGAUUAUCAUAUUGUAGCUUUGUUUUCAUGAUUCUUAUCUUCUUGCAGUGAAGUGUUGAUGUAAAGUACUUUUCAUUAAUCUACUUUUAUGCAGUCUCACUUAUUUGUUGCGGUAA
Messenger RNA from Salvia splendens (bonfire salvia), 558 nucleotides. Its product is annotated as phosphoglycerate mutase-like protein 4. Gene Ontology annotation, cellular component: cytoplasm; cytosol. Lineage: Eukaryota; Viridiplantae; Streptophyta; Magnoliopsida; Lamiales; Lamiaceae. The transcript has 4 exons. The record is from RefSeq and is a predicted model, not a curated record. Gene Ontology annotation, molecular function: phosphatase activity. Bases 114 to 440 code for a protein of 108 amino acids.